AUGCGGAUUAGUACCGGCCAAGAGAUGGGAAGUGGCUCCGCUUCGUUGAGCGAGCAGGCGCGAUUAGUAGAAACGAUCCAGUUGCACGUCCUCAAUAGUCCCCAAAACCCAGAUACCAGUGUCGUCAUUUGGCUCGGCGCAGGCGUCGCAGUUGCUACAGUUUCUGUCCUUCCAGGAGGCUCAACUUUGAUCCUAAUCAUUCCCCAAAAGCACCGAUAUGAUGAAACUGCCCUAUCCGGACGAAUGGGACAAAUGGCACGUUGCGCACGAACCGAUGCGGAAGCUAGAGAGUGUGCACGGGCAGCUCAGCCUGAGACAGAAUGCCUGAUGAAUGGAAUAGAUCGAAAAGAUAGUGGCUAA
Paecilomyces variotii is the source of this 360-nucleotide messenger RNA. RefSeq lists its product as hypothetical. The record is from RefSeq and is a predicted model, not a curated record. The coding region runs from base 1 to 360 and encodes 119 amino acids. NCBI's taxonomy places the organism in Eukaryota, Fungi, Ascomycota, Eurotiomycetes, Eurotiales, Thermoascaceae. The transcript is spliced from 2 exons.